AUGGCCUCAUUCCCAAAUAAGCUGCCCGAAUCAUACGCUUCGUUCAAGUACGAUGGUCUACUCGUCUCCCAUGUCCCAGCGAGCUCUUCAUCCGUUACAAAGGUCAUCAUGGUCACCCUCAACCGGCCCAAAAAGUACAACGCCAUGAAGGGAGACAUGUUCACCGGCCUCGAGGUGAUCUUCAACACCGUCAGCGAGGACCCGCGGGUCCGCGCGGUCGUCAUCACGGGGGCAGGCAAGGCGUUCUCCGGAGGCGCGGACCUGGAUGUUGGGUUUAUGGGUAUGAUGGCCCUCAAGGAGACGGAGGAAUCGAUGAGGGAUUUUAGGGAUUGGAGCGGACGGGUUGCGCUGGCGAUCUCAAACUGUAAGAAACCCACCAUCGCCGCCGUCAACGGCCCCGCCGCCGGCGUCGGUCUGACAAUGAUCCUCCCGGCCACGAUCCGGGUAGCCUACGAGGGCGCGCGGUGCGGCUUCCCCUUCUCCCGGCGCGGUCUCGUCCUCGAAUCCUGCAGCGCCUUCUUCCUCCCGCGCCUCAUAGGCCUCUCGCGCGCCAACCACGUGGUCGCGACGGGGGAUAUGUACCCCGUCACGGAUCCGCUUGUCAGCGGGCUGUUUUCAAAGUUUCUGCCCUCGCCGGGGGAGACGGUGGAGUACGCGGUGAGGUUGGCGGAGGAUCUGGCGGAGAAUACGUCGUUGGAUCCCAAUCGUGACCUUGAGCAAAACGGCUCCAAAACCAUGUCGCAAAACGGAAAUACAGGCAAGGAUGGGCGGAAGAGGGUCCUCGUUGUCGGCGCCGGUGCUGCUGGCAUGUCGACAGCGUACCAUCUCUCGAACCACCCGGACAAGUUCGAUGUGACCCUCAUCGACUCGGUCGAUUACUGCGGAGGACAGGCCUUUUCGAUGCCCAUUAACAAGGAGCGACACGGCGCGAGCUGGUUCAACCAGGGUGUACAGGGCGGCAGCUACAUCUUCCACCACACGCUGACCAUGUUCGCCCGCCAAGGCUACCACGCGGAUCCCGUCAAGCUUCAGGUCUCCUUCGGUAAGGACGAUAAGUUCUGGACCAACGUCUUCCCGACCGAGUUCAUCGAGAAGCACCAGGCCGAAGUCCGCAGACUGGCUUUCAUGCUCAAGAUUAUGAGGUGGUUCGAAGUUUUUUUCGCAUUACUGCCGUUGAAAGUUGUCUUCAAGCUAUUUCGAUUCUCAGACGAGUUCACAAACGUCGUGGGAUUGCCCAUGACUGCUCUCUUCCUUGGUACUGGCAACGCGACGCCAGAGGUGCCCGCCAUCAUGUUGGAACGUCUUUGUACUUCGCCAACGUACGGAAUGUGGUACCCCGCCGACCCGAACAGCGUCGCCUCCAACCAGCCGCCAAUGGUCGUCUUCCCCAACUUUACCGAUUUCUAUACUACAUGGAAGAAGGACCUUGAGUCUCGAGGCGUGACUGUUCGCUUGUCGACGGAGCUCACUGAGGUUGUCCAUCGCAACAAGCGUGGCGUCCUCGUAAAGACCAAACCCCGGACCCCCGUGGAAGACGGACAUAACCCCGUUGGCGGCGACCCAGAUGCAAUCGAGUCAGAGGAACACUACGACGAGAUCGUCAUGUGCGUCCUUGCUGACACCGCUAAGAAGAUCCUGGGCAAGACCUCAUCAUGGCGCGAGCGCAAGGUGCUCGGCUCGGCUACCUUCUCCGACGAUAUCACAAUUACUCACAACGACGCCGACUACAUGAAAAAGUACUAUGAGAACUUUUACGACGAGAAGAAGGCUGUAAAGACACUCGGCAAGAAGGGCGAAGUUGACGAGUCAUCCCGCCUUGCGUUCGCCAAGGACAACUUUAGACCCAUGUACUACAUUCGCAUGUACGACGAUGACCUUUCCAAGCUGGAGAUGUGCUUUGACACCACCAACUACCAGUCCCAGUUCCCCGACAAGGUUCCCUUUGAGCAGCACGUCUUCCAGACCAUCUACCUGAACAAGGACCGCGACCGCAAGCACUGGACCGACAGCGAGAUUGACAAGGACAAGAUCAUCCGCGCCGACUGGUGGCAUCAGCUUUGCCACACAUGGAAGCACUACACCUUUGUCGUACCGUGGAUGAUGUUCCUCCAAGCCAAGAAGCGCGUCCGUUUCGCAGGCUCAUGGACUCUGGUCAAUGCGCACGAGGUCGCCAUCAUGUCUGGUAUUGCUGCCGCUGUCGACAUGGGCGCGGAUUACCCCGAGGAUUUGGAGCACGACAAGUUUGCGCUCUUGUGCUUCAGGCUCUACUAUCUGUUGGCGUAUGGGAAAUGGUAUCGUCGCAAGUUCAAGGACAGCAAGAGCCAGAAGGCCAAGGAUGGCGCGGGCUGGGCUUCUGGGUUAUAUGGCAGUGUGUACAAGGGUCCUGGUGUGGCUGAGCAGGAGAGGUCGGUUUGGAGGGAGGAAGUUAAGGCAGGGCGAAGCACGGAGAACCUAGCGGAGGGCAAUAACGGGCGGAGUCAGCCUUAG
This is a messenger RNA of Colletotrichum lupini, 2487 nucleotides long. RefSeq names its product FAD dependent oxidoreductase. Gene Ontology annotation, molecular function: oxidoreductase activity. The coding region runs from base 1 to 2487 and encodes 828 amino acids. The record is from RefSeq and is a predicted model, not a curated record. The transcript has 4 exons. Lineage: Eukaryota; Fungi; Ascomycota; Sordariomycetes; Glomerellales; Glomerellaceae.